GAUCCCUUUGGCCAUGGAGAGCUGACCUAGCAGAGCAUCCAAGCCUACUCAGGCCGAACCAGAAGCACCUCCUCACCCACUGCUCCUGCUGCUCACAGCAGGCGGGGAAGACUGAGGGUCUUCAUGCUGUUUCCCUGAUCUCCUAGGAUGGAUGUGUGUGGCUGGAAAGAAAUGGAGGUUGCUCUGGUCAACUUCGAUAACUCAGACGAAAUCCAGGAAGAACCAGGCUAUGCCACAGACUUUGACCCAACCACCCCAAAAGGCCGACCUGGGAGCAGCCCCUUCUCCAACUGGAAGACCCUCAUCAACGAUAGCACCAGCCAUGAGACGGUCUUCUCCAAGCUCCCAGGAGACUACAUUGAUUCCCCAGGGCCUGAGACAGUGGUCUUAAAUGAAGGAAACCAGCGGGUGAUCAUCAACAUUGCUGGCCUGAGGUUCGAGACCCAGCUCAGAACCCUCAAUCAGUUCCCAGAGACCCUCCUGGGAGACCGGGAGAAAAGGAUGCAGUUCUUUGACUCCAUGAGAAAUGAGUAUUUCUUUGACAGGAACCGGCCUAGUUUUGAUGGGAUCCUAUACUAUUACCAAUCUGGUGGGAAGAUCCGGCGCCCAGCCAAUGUCCCUAUUGACGUCUUUGCAGACGAGAUCUCCUUCUAUGAGCUGGGCAGUGAGGCCAUGGACCAGUUCCGAGAGGAUGAAGGCUUCAUCAAAGAUCCUGAAACAUUGCUCCCCACCAAUGACAUCCACCGGCAGUUCUGGCUCCUCUUUGAGUAUCCUGAGAGCUCCAGUGCUGCCCGUGGUGUGGCUGUGGUCUCCGUCUUGGUCGUGAUCAUCUCCAUCACCAUCUUCUGCCUGGAGACUCUUCCUGAGUUCCGAGAGGAUAGGGAGCUGAAGGUGGUGAGAGACCCCAGCCUCAAUAUGAGCAAAACAGUCCUCUCUCACACCAUGUUCACUGACCCUUUCUUCAUGGUGGAGUCCACCUGCAUCGUGUGGUUCACAUUUGAACUGGUGCUCCGGUUUGUGGUCUGCCCUAGCAAGACUGACUUCUUCAGGAACAUCAUGAACAUCAUUGACAUCAUCUCCAUCAUCCCCUACUUUGCAACCCUCAUCACGGAGCUGGUCCAGGAGACAGAGCCGAGUGCCCAGCAGAACAUGUCCCUGGCCAUCCUGAGGAUCAUCCGCCUGGUGAGGGUCUUCCGCAUCUUCAAGCUCUCCCGCCACUCCAAGGGGCUGCAGAUCCUGGGGCAGACACUGAAGGCUUCCAUGCGGGAGCUGGGGCUGCUCAUCUUCUUCCUCUUCAUUGGCGUCAUCCUCUUCUCCAGCGCGGUCUACUUUGCCGAGGUGGAUGAGCCAGAGUCCCAUUUCUCUAGCAUUCCUGAUGGCUUCUGGUGGGCAGUGGUCACCAUGACAACUGUGGGCUAUGGGGACAUGUGCCCGACCACCCCAGGGGGGAAAAUCGUGGGCACUCUGUGUGCCAUCGCAGGGGUCCUCACCAUUGCCCUUCCUGUGCCUGUUAUUGUCUCCAACUUCAACUACUUCUACCAUCGGGAGACUGAGAAUGAGGAGAAGAGCAUCCCAGGAGAAAUUGACAAAGUCCUCCACAGUGCGGGCUCAAGAAUGGGCAGCACAGACUCUCUUAGCAAGACCAACGGUGGCUGCUCUGCAGAGAGGUCCAGGAAGUGAUAUCUCCAGGGCUUCUUGG
Molecule: messenger RNA, 1699 nt
Organism: Cervus elaphus (red deer)
Lineage: Eukaryota; Metazoa; Chordata; Mammalia; Artiodactyla; Cervidae
Gene: KCNA10
Product: potassium voltage-gated channel subfamily A member 10
Exons: 2
Coding region: 148-1680 (510 amino acids)
Biological process (GO): protein homooligomerization; potassium ion transmembrane transport
Cellular component (GO): membrane; voltage-gated potassium channel complex
Molecular function (GO): delayed rectifier potassium channel activity; protein binding
Source: RefSeq, a predicted model, not a curated record